CUGAGGAUUAGUACGUUCCAUCACCCACCGGUCAAUGAUGAUCACAGAUGGAUGUUCGGCAUGGUCGCCGGCUCAAAGUACACUCAGCUGAGUUGGACUCAAUGCGAAAUUGCCUUCGAGCCGUCGCUCUUCACGGUCGAUGUUUCCUUGGUCAACGCGACUAUCAAGGUUUCACGCGUCGAACAUGCACAAGUUGGCGACCUGGACCCAGCUCUAAACCUGCGGUCGGCGGCUAUGGAUAACUACUGGUUGUCGUAUGUCACGGCUGCACGUGGAACAUCGAACGUCGGCGAUGCGUUCAUGGAGAGCAUUAAGAGCCUUCGAACGAAUCGCUCAGUAUGGUCCGACAUCCACGCCCCCGACUACAGAAGCCUGGUCCUCGACGCCAUUACCGAAUCAGUCGACGCAGUGAUAGACGACUCGUUGGUAGCGUUAGGCAGCCUCGCCUUGAAAUUUUCAAACGCCACAUAAGUAGUCGACACCACAGCGAAAACAUCUGCUGCCCAGAUUGAUUCCAAACCGGUCAUCCGGGCAGUUGUGGUCUUCAAUGUUCUGGGCCUCGUUGGAGUCACUACAAGUUUAUUCUUGCUUUGGAAACCGUACGUUUUAAUCUUUGGGUAUAGCGAUGUCGGAUCUGUAGUUUUCGGUUUCAUCCAAGGCAUGACCGUUAUAAAUCAAGAUAGCAGGGCAAAGAGCGAUGGCGAACAAUCGUGGAACACUGACCCUAAGGAUCGUCAUAUUGGACGACUGGUGGUAAGCCUGCAGACACACAGGGCAUAAUGAACCCCAGAUGCUCUUUCUCGAUGAUGUAGAUACAAUGUAAUUAUGUGCUGUGGA
Molecule: messenger RNA, 837 nt
Organism: Macroventuria anomochaeta
Lineage: Eukaryota; Fungi; Ascomycota; Dothideomycetes; Pleosporales; Didymellaceae
Exons: 1
Coding region: 52-471 (139 amino acids)
Source: RefSeq, a predicted model, not a curated record